Molecule: messenger RNA, 2662 nt
Organism: Sebastes umbrosus (honeycomb rockfish)
Lineage: Eukaryota; Metazoa; Chordata; Actinopteri; Perciformes; Sebastidae
Gene: il12rb2l
Product: interleukin 12 receptor, beta 2a, like
Exons: 15
Coding region: 180-2279 (699 amino acids)
Molecular function (GO): protein binding
Source: RefSeq, a predicted model, not a curated record
UCACUGGCAAUUCCAGAACAGAACGGGGGCGUGGCUACCCGGUAAAACUCGAACGGACUAACUUGAACUCUCCGCAACAAAGUAUCUCUGUGAACCGGGUUAUUACACCGCUGCAGAAUGCACUGCACACAUCCCAGCGUGUCUCCUAAAGAGGCAUUAGAGGCCUGGGUCCAAAUGUAAUGGCCACACUCAGAACAAGGUGGCUUCUGUCCAUCUUGCUGGUCAACGUGCCACAUUGUUUUGCUCCAGGUCCUCCUGAUGCUCUCUCUCCUCCUGAGUGCUGUAUCCCAUGUGGUGGGGAAAACAACUGUGCAGAUAUCCACUGUAGUUGGGAUACGAGGCCGGACACUCAUAUCCCGACGUACUACAGCCUGCACUGGGAGCCAGCAAAUAACGAGGAGGGGCAUGUGAUCAAUGGGACCAGUUUGAGUGGGAUUAUCCUUCGUAAACACUUCCCCCGCGGGGAACUUCAUGUUUGGGUCCAGGCUAAGAACCAGUAUGGUUCUAACAAAUCUGAGGAGGCUGUGUUUGAUACAGCAAAUAUCAACAAGAUGCCCCCUCCUAACGUCCCAUUGCCGAGCUAUGAGGAGUCAUUAGGGGUUUCCUGGGAGUCCAGCUGUGAUGAGCAUCAUGUCUCUGUGGGCGUUUGUGACGUCAGAUAUCGGAUUAAGGACGACCACAUCUGGCUUGAGGAAGAGGAUAAAGUCAGCCUCAGCUAUACCGUCGACGAUCCCCAGCCCGCCACGGACUAUGAAUUUCAAGUUCGUUGUUCCUGUGACCCAGGUGUGAAGAGUGACUGGAGUGACAUCGCCGAAAUACGAAGCACAGAGAAGGCCCCUGUUGGAGAGCUGGAUGUAUGGAGGGACUGUGGGAUAUCCCAGGCAAGCUCUGACUGUGUUCUGACCUGGAAGAAGCUUCCUAUAUCUCAGGCUCACGGUGUCAUUCUGGGAUAUGAAGUCAGACUGACUUACAAUAACGACACUGUGAAGGUGGUGAACGUGUCCACGGCUGAGUCAAAUUGCUGGCUGGUGUUGGAGGAGACGCAAUGCCACUUCACUUCCUCUCUAAAGGAUGCAUCAUCAGUCAGUGUGUCUGCCUACAACGCUCUUGGUGCCACAGUGCCUUCUUAUCUGGCUAUGCCAGUACCAGGUGAAGAGAAAAACGGGGAAGCUAUUCGCCUCAAGAUGAGUGAAGAGAACCUGACUGUGUCCUGGGAUCUGCCAUCUCAGCCCUCUGACAACCUGAAGGAAUAUGUGGUGCAAUACAAACAGGCAGGAAGUCCUCCAGGCCGAGGAUUUCAUUGGAUCAAAGUGAACAAAAGCCAGACAGCAGUAUUCUUUAAAGGUCAAUAUGAAUGGUACAAACCCUACCAAGUGUCACUGUUCACUGUAUCACACAGCAGUAAAGUCCAUCACCUCUCAUCAGUUAUUGGAUAUUCACUUCAAGGAACCCCCUCCAGAGUGCCAUCAUUUCAGGUGUUUUCCAUUGCUGCCACUGGUGGGACCAUGUCCUGGGAGUCUGUUCCCCUCUGCGAGCAGAACGGGGUGAUCUUGUACUACCAGAUAAUAGUAGACGAUGGAGUAGACGGACAAAACGUGUACAACGUGUCUUACAAAAGUAAGACGUUUAAGCUGCAGCAUCUCAAUCCAGAACAGGACUAUGAGGUGCGGAUAAGAGCUGUGACUGUAGCCGGACCCGGAGCAAAUGAAACAGUAAAGUUCAAAACGAAACAAAGCGAGGAUAUUGCGUACUUAAUUCCAGUCGUGCUUGGAAUCAGUUUUGUGGUUGUGAUAUGUGCUGUAGUUGCUUUAGUCUGUGUUUGUCGAGGAGAAAACAAACUGGGGCAUCAGUGUUUCUAUUUCAAAGUGCCAGAUGCCCGCAACAGCUACAUUAUCAGACACAUGAAGCACCAGAUUAAUGAGCCCUUGCCUUGGAUCUGCAUUGCCGUCUAUGAGCCAGACCCGACGCUCUCUCUGUUGGAGGUUGUGGAGAUCCAGCCCUGGGCUUUUGAGUCUUCCCCGGAGAACUCCUCCGACCCUGACGGGUUAACUAGGCCAGUGGUCCGAGGUGGCCAAGAUGAUCAGAGGGAGGAAACGGUCACAGAGGAGUGUCAUAGGACUGACCGCAGAUAUGGAAGAGAGGAGUACAGCAAAAUGAUUGACUCCGAUGAGGAGAGGGACAGGGAGGAAGAUUGUUGGAGCUCAUCAGAGGAAGGACAGUCAACGUCGGGCUACGAAAAGCACUUCAUGCCCACUGCUUUGGAAGUACUGGAAGUUUGAUGUUUUCUCUACGUUGGCUGCUCACUGACAUUCAUCUCAGGGUUGUGUUGUAAUUCACUGAGGAAAUGUGAUAUUAGACGAAGAGCCUCUGGACAGGCUCUAAUGCCUCUCUCUGCAGGAGCCAGGAGGGCGACUCAGGCCAUUGGCUUCAUUAGAUUAGUGUUUGUUUCACCACAUUGUGCUCACUUUGCUUUUUUUAAAUUUCUUUUCCUAUUUCAGUUACAACUCAUUGGUGAUUACCUAUGCUGGAUUUUGUUAUGAACAUUUAAACAUCCAUUAAUUUUUUUGUUUACAUUGUUACACCUUAAACUUUAUAUUUUGAUGAAUGUACAUUAGACAUACAUGCAACUGUCAUAUAUAAAUAAACAUUUUUUUAUAAGCUU